UGGAGCUGUGGCGCAGUUCAGAAUUCGACAACACGAUUCUUAAUUCUUAAGUUAAAGGCAUGUGAUACCUCAGAUAGAUGCUGACUGGGGCCUUGUGUGGGUUGCAUAGUACAUGUAUCACUUACUGUGGUACGUAGAUUUAAAAUGUGUAUAUUCUGCAGAAAUCUGGAGUAAAUGGCAGCGGCGUACAAAACAAAUCAAAGGUCGUUAGACCUGUGAAAUCCCGUGACGUUGGCAACCUUUGGACAGACAGCCAUUUUGAUUUCACAGGCGGGUCAAAUGCAUCUCUCCACUUGAAGCUACAUCCUCCGGGUGACGUUUGAAGCUUCGCAGACUAAAGAUAAGCUGGACACUCUUGUUUUUGUGUCUGGCAUUCUUUCACGUCACAACUAGUCGAAUCGGUCCUCCCGUUUCUUCAGCGUCAGGUGCAUUCAAAUGGGCACAAAAUAUGCUGGAUCCGGACACCAUCGAUAAAAUACGUACGAUUGUUGACAACGCUCCUGCAGCUAUUAAUACUGCCGCCGCGGUCGUUCCUGCAGCUACAGCUAUUAUUAUCAACGUCCCACCUGUAGCAGUAGGCAUAGGUGCUGUAGCUAUUGGUGCUGUUAUUGGUGGAGGUCUUGUCGCCGUAGCCAUGGACAAGUACAAUUCAAAACACAAUGAGACCGCCCAGCAGAACCUAAGGAGCAAAGAACAGCAGCUUCGUCGUGCGACGACAGAAAACAAACGCCUAAAGACUGCGCAUAGGCGCGAAACCGAAUGGCUGGAGAAUGAGCUCAUGCGUGAAAAACAAGCUAAAGAACGUGCACUUUCCCGGUGUCAAAAGAUGAAAGAAGACACUGUUAUAAUAGAUUAUCUGAAGAGGGAGAUUGAGCACCUGAAGGAACAGAUCGCUUCCUUGUCCAACGACACGAGCAAUUCGUACGAGAUGAGCCUAGAUUCACGCGGGGCCGCAGUUACCAUCCACAACAACACUGACGGAGAUGGGGCAAAAGGAGAUACAGAUAUUAGCAGGUACUUCCUUUACAUCAAGGAAAACGUGACCACCGAGUGGAAGGACCUGGCAGUUACGCUAGGAUUGAGCUGGGCAGAUAUCAUCAACAUCGAAGGCAAAAACAAGGAUGACAAGUCUCGCUGUUGGGACGCCCUACAGGAGUGGCGCAAGCGUAAAGGAGAAGCGGCCACCGUGGAUGCCCUGAUGGAGGCUCUGAGUGACCUGGGGCUGAACAAUGUUAAGGAUGGGCUGAGGAGGAAGUAUCCAGGGUCCAGGUUGGCAAAACUACUGUGCUCUGGGUGA
Branchiostoma floridae (Florida lancelet) is the source of this 1297-nucleotide messenger RNA. RefSeq lists its product as uncharacterized. Bases 449 to 1297 code for a protein of 282 amino acids. The record is from RefSeq and is a predicted model, not a curated record. The transcript is spliced from 3 exons. Gene Ontology annotation, biological process: positive regulation of extrinsic apoptotic signaling pathway; TRAIL-activated apoptotic signaling pathway. Gene Ontology annotation, molecular function: caspase binding; death receptor binding. Gene Ontology annotation, cellular component: cytoplasm; CD95 death-inducing signaling complex. NCBI's taxonomy places the organism in Eukaryota, Metazoa, Chordata, Leptocardii, Amphioxiformes, Branchiostomatidae.